Molecule: messenger RNA, 1629 nt
Organism: Vicia faba (fava bean)
Lineage: Eukaryota; Viridiplantae; Streptophyta; Magnoliopsida; Fabales; Fabaceae
Source: the annotation of a GenBank genome assembly
AUGGAUAAUACUAUCACAACAUGUUCGUUUUUUCUUUCAACUCUAACGUUGGUUCUUUCUCUUCUUGUUCCAACUUCAUAUUCCUUAUCAUCAUCAUCAUCAUCACUAUCCCUUGAAAACUUUAUUCAAUGUCUUUCAAACCAUUAUUCUCCACCUUCACACCCUGCAUCCCACGCAAUCUACACUCCAAAAAACUCUUCAUUCUUGUCCAUCUUACACAUGCAUACGUACAACAACAGGUUUUCUUCACCAACAGCACCAAAGCCUCUUGCAAUUGUAACAUCUCUCCAUGAAUCACAUGUUCAAGGAACAAUCAUAUGUGCCAAAAAUCACGGCCUUCAAAUCAGAAUCCGAAGCGGCGGCCACGAUACCGAAGGACUUUCAUAUGUAUCAGAUGUUCCUUUCAUCAUACUUGACAUGUUUCAUCAUGAUUCAGUUAAUGUAGACAUUAAAAAUGAAACAGCGUGGGUUGAAGCAGGUGCAACACUUGGUAAAGUUUAUUAUUAUAUUGCAAAGAAAAGUAACGUUCAUGCUUUUCCAGCUGGGGUGUGUCCUACGGUAGGUACCGGCGGUCACUUCUCAGGUGGUGGCUAUGGUAAUUUAUUGAGAAAAUUUGGUCUUACUGUUGAUAAUAUUAUCGAUGCGAAAAUCGUCGAUGUUAAUGGUAAUAUUCUCGAUAGAAAAUCAAUGGGAGAAGAUUUGUUUUGGGCUAUAAGAGGUGGUGGUGGAGCUAGUUUUGGUGUUAUUCUUUCAUGGAAAAUUAAACUUGUUUCUGUGACACCUAAAGUCACUGUUUUCAGAGUGCAGAGGAGUGUGGAAAAAGAUGCAACAAAUAUUGUUUACAAAUGGCAAAAAAUUGCUUCAAAAUUGGAUGAAAAUCUUUUCUUAAGAACUACGUUUGACGUAGUCAAUGAUACUCAAAAGGGUAAAAAGAAUGUAAAUGUUACUUUCAUUGGCAUGUUUUUGGGACUAACUAAUAAACUAAUGCCUUUGUUGAAUGAAAGUUUACCUGAAUUAGGUUUGAAAAGAAGUGAUUGUAUUGAAAUUCCAUGGGUGAAUUCAACUCUUUAUUGGUACAAUUAUCCAAAUGGAACCAAGCUUGAAGUUUUGCUUGAUGUCCCUAAAGAGCCUCUUUUGAGCAACUAUAAAACAAUGUCAGAUUAUGUGAAGAAGCCGAUUUCGAGAAAUGGUUUGGAAUCGAUUUGGGAGUUUAUGAUUAAAAGUGAUCGCGUUAGGAUGGAAUGGAAUCCUUAUGGUGGGAAGAUGGAUGAGAUUUCGGAAUCGGAAACUCCAUUUCCUCAUAGGAAAGGAAAUUUGUUCUUGAUUGAGUAUUUGACUUCUUGGGGAGAAGAUGGAGUUGAGGCAAGAAAUCGUUAUUUGAAUAUUUCAAGAUCAUUUUAUAAGUUUAUGACCCCUCAUGUUUCCAACUCACCUAGGGCGACUUUUUUUAAUUAUAGAGAUCUUAAUAUUGGUGCAAAUAUACCUAGUAAUACAAUAAAACUUGACAUUGCUCGAAGUUAUGGGAUCAAGUAUUAUCAAGGUAAUUAUGAAAGAUUAGUGAGUGUGAAAUCUAGGGUUGAUCCUGACAAUUUCUUUAGAUAUGAACAAAGUAUACCACCUUUUCAUUAG